GUGUAUUUUGCAAAUUUGCUACAGGCAAGCAGAUUUAAAUGCAAGUGGCACGAUAAGGAGGAAGUAACAUGAGUGAGUUGAAGCAUGGAGCUGAUGUCAACGACCUUGAAGUUGGAGCAACCAAAAGAGAAAUUAAACUUACUUUGAAAGCUUUAAAGAAUGCUACAUUGAACAAGGAAUUUACAGUGUGACAGAUUUACAUGAUGGAUGAUUUCAAAAGAGCUUAUCUUCACCUCUGUAAAGAAUUCUGUAUUGAACCCCAAGAAUGCAUUCUGAAUCAGCUGCGUGAUCCUUGUGAUGGAAACUUAAGAAAAAAGCUGGAUCUCUCCACACAGUCUCUUUCAGUUGAUACAUGUGCAGUCCUGGGAAAGGUUUUAAUGAAUGACAUUGUGUUCACAGAAAUACUGCUCUGUGACUGCAUGCUGAAUGAAGAAGGUGCCAAGGUUCUGUUGCAAGGACUGUGUACAAAUACCGUGAUUGAAAUUUUGGAUCUUAAGGGCAAUAACCUGCGAGCAGCUGGGGCUGAAGCACUGGGAAAGCUGUUGCGGCAAAACAAGUCUCUCAAGAGGUUAAUUUUGGAAUGGAAUGCUCUUGGAAUGUGGGAAGAAGGAUUUUGCAUUUUUUGCGAAGGAGUGAGAGCCAACAAACACCUUAAACAUCUAGACCUACGCAAUAAUCAGGUCAACCACCAGGGUGCAGGGGAGCUAGCACAGGCCUUAAAACACAAUGAGACACUGGAGGAGCUAGAUCUUCGGUGGAAUAAUAUUGGCCUAAUAGGCGGGCGAGCUUUACUCAAUGCAUUACAACAAAACAAGUCCUUGGUGCGACUAGAACUAGCUGGAAACAAUAUUCCCAGUGACCUCUUAAAAGCCAUAGAGCAAGCAAUUGACCGUAACUCAGAUUGUCAGACAACUCUGAGAGAGAACAGAGUUCGAUCAAAAGUCCUCAGCAACGAGAUCCAGUGCCUGAAACAGGAAAAAAGCAAACAGUUCUUGAAUUUGAUGGGUGUAAUUGAUCAACAAAAGGAUGAAUUGUGCCGAAGCAAUAGGACUUCUGCUGUGCAAGUUGGACAGUUACAAGAAGCAUUAAAUGAGAGGAGUUCUAUCAUCAAUUCUUUGCGAGCAAAAGUACAAAUGUCAGAAGCUGCUUUAGCACUAUCGGAACAAAAGGCAAAUGACCUAAAAGAGCUCUUAGAGAAGGCAAGAAUGGAAAAUUAUGAGUUGAAAGAAAAUCAUUCGAAGGAGAGUAAAAAUGAGCGAGAGGAAGCUUGUAAACAAGAGGCAAAGUUGACCAGAGAAAUAAAUGCAGCAAAUGGGAAAAACCUGGAGCUCAAAAACAAGGUGGAUGAAUUAGAGCGACGAAAUAAAAAUCAGCAUGAUCAGAUCUGCCAUCUGAAACAAGAACUGGCCAACGUGACUGCUGAGAUGAAACUGAAAAUAGCACAAACUGAAGAGAAUCUGGAAGAUGAGAAGAAAAGAUAUAAACAAAUGGUGGACGAUGCAGAUGCUUUGUGGCAGAGGGAGAUGGACCACAUGAAACAACACUUGGAGGAGACACAGCGAGCACUUCAGGAAAGAAUUCACAAACUUGAAAACAUUAAACUUCAUCUGGAAGAAGACCUAAGCCGGACGAAGGCAGCUGCCAUAACUGAUCGAGCACAAGCUGAAGAGGAGCAAAUUAAGGCAAAGAACCAAGCACGAUUGGAAGAGCAACAGAAAAUAGUCCACUUGGAAGAGAAGCUUCAUCACAUUGCUCAGUCACGUGAUGAAUUCCAGAAUCGCUACAAUUCCCAAAAGCAAACGAUCACUGAGUUGCAAGGAAAGAAUAACAAGCAUGUUUUUGAAAUUGAAGGUUUAAAACGCCGACUUGAAGAACUACAUCAGGAGUUGUCGAACAAAGAUCAAGAGAAGGUUGCAGAGGUGAAUAAUAUACGCGUUGAACUCCAGGAACAAAUUGGCCAUCUGCAGGCAGAGAGAGCAGCAAGGGAAGGGCUCAAAGAGAAGAUUUCUGCCCUAGAGAGGCAGUUGAAAGUUCAGUCAAAUAGCCACCGAGAAGCCUUGUUGGAUAAAGAUAGUGAGAUUUCCUCCUUAUUGGAAAAAGUCCGUCUGAAAGACAAUGAGAUUAUGCGAAUGAGGGAGGAUGAAGCACAACGAGCUAGCUUCCUACAUAAUGCAAUUCUCUCCUAUGUGCAGGGUUCUCCUCUCGGCACCCAAAGUACAAAGAAAUGAAAUUUUACAGCAAAUGUAACAAAUGUGGACAACUAGUAAAGGGAGCCAGAUGUUUGUUUUCAAAUUUUGGAUUGUAAGUUAAUGCAUAAUUGCAGCUAGGAUGGAUUUGACAAAUUUCUUAAUGAAUCAAUUUUUGGUACAGGCAAAAUUAAGCAGAAUUGCACAGGAUAGAACAGUACUGAUCAAUGAAAUUUGUAAUGCAGUAUAUCAACAGAAAGGCUUCUAAAGAAAAUACUUUAAGAUGCAUUUUGAUGGUAUAUAAUCAGGUCUGAAAAAAGGUACUAGCCUGAGAAAUAUAAUUGUAAAUAUUUUUGUAGUGGUUCUAUGUAUAGACUAUUGGAGAUUUUUUGGAUUUGUGUGGAAUUUAAUCAGCUAGCUUGAUGAAAAGGGUGUGUAAUGCCUGUUGGAUCUUUAUAUAUGUUUAAAUGGGAUUAUGCUAAAAUUAGUUUCUUUCACUAAACUGUCAUUUUAUAUUCUGACAUCCAGAAAUCAGAAUUGGAAUCGUGCAAUUCUUAAAGCUACCUAUUAACGUUCAUUGAAUUUCUGUUAGGUAAUAAAAUAUUAUGUCCAGACAUGCUGGAUUUCACAGAGCUUGAAAAAAUGCUGAAAUGUGUAAUUUCUCUACCUAUUUUGUAUCAAAUUUUCCUGCACAGAUUACUUACAUUGAGGAUGAAAACCAGUGUAAAAUUAGUCCUACUGACAGAGGUGAUUAUAAAUAUGCUUGAGGAUGCAUGGCAUCUCACUUACGAGGUCCCUUGCAUCAAAUGGUGCUGUUCUAUAAUUAAAUAGAAUUAGGAAAUCCACAAUGGUUUAAAAAAAUUCACCCUGUUGAUUGGGGAGGGAUGGUGAGUGAAUAUAAUGAUUGGUGCACUAGAAUUUAAAGCAGUUUGGUUAAGUGUGGUGCAAAUGUUGGUGAGGAAAUUUCCAAUUAAAAUGGUGUCACACCAAUAUCAGAUGAUUUUAGGCUGUGUAGUCUCCAAAUUUUUGGGUAUACUUAGUAAGUACAUUAUUUCCCCAGAAAAUACAUAUAGGCUGUUUUGUGUAGCAUCAUUAUAUGGAAGAGAAAUAGGGCUAUAGCUAGAUCAUUGAGAAAUUCCUUAAGUAAUAUCAACAAGCUGGGGCAAAAAAGAUGUUCUGACUACAUUUGGAUAGUGCAAGUGGUAUCACCAAUCUGGAACAAAAAUAAGAAAGCUGGACACAAGAUUCUGCAGAUGCUGGAAAUCUUGCACAAUGUGCACAAAAUGCUGGGGUAGUUCAGCAAGUUGGGCAGAAUUUAUGGAAUGGAAUAAACAGUCGACAUUUCAGGCCAAGAGGUCAGACCGAUUCUAUGGAGGCAAAAGGUACAAGCCAACAUUUUAGGAAGAGACCCUACAUUAGGACUGAAAUGGAAGGAGAAAAAAAUUGUCAGUAUUUUGCAGUACAAAGAUGUGGGGGGUUGGGGGGAGAAUAGGGGCUGAUAGAUGACAGGUGGAGCUAAAUAGGGAAGGGAUGGGCAGGUGGAAUCGUGGGGGUGGGUGGGAAAUGUGAACAAAGGGAAAAUAAAAGUAGGUAGUUAACUGAGUUUUUGUGAGAGGAAAGCACUAGAGGAAGCCAUGCACCCUAGUAUACCUGUCUUUUUGUUGGCUCCAUGGAACAGUCAUAGUUAUAAGCUAUUUCCAGCAAACCCCUUUCCCCCACCUCCACCUCCAAAUCUUUUCUUCUCUGCAUAUAAAACAGCAUCCAUUCUGCUUUUUGCACUCAUAUAGAACUUGUCAUUUUCAUCAUCUUUGCCACUAACUUCCACUUUGUCCUUAAAUCUGUCCGAUACUUUUCUCUUUAUUUCCUUCACCUUUUAGUCGCCAUCUCAGGACAUCUUCUGAGGCUCUCACAGCCUCCUCAACUACACCUUUUCCCACCUUCCUCUUGUAAGGCUACUACCUAUCACAAUUUCUUCAUUUCUGGCCAGAUCAAGGUGAAACCGCACUCUGUGGAUUUUCCGAAACAUCCUCCUUUCUGCAAUCAUGACCUCUCUUCUGCUAUAGAUCUUGGAGCCACACACAUUUCCUUCAUUUCCCACAUGUCUACUCUCAUCUCUCUCUCCCCUGCCCACCAGUUUACACAUCCAACACGUUAUCUAUUGGCAGCUCCAAUGCAAUCCCACCACUGGUCAUGCUUUCUCCUCUCCUCACCUGUCUGAUUCUCUGCUCCCUUCAUCCUCGCCACCACCUUUACCAUUGCCUGGCACUUCCCCCUAUGAUCAUAGGAGGUGUUACACUUGUACAUUCACUUCCUCCUCUGCCAUUCAGGGACCUAAACAGCUAUACCCAUACCUAGUGGGCAGACAUUCACCUGCCCCUCUUCCAACCUGGUCUACUGCAUUUGGUGCUCACAUAUGGCCUCCUCUGCAUUGGGGAAACAAGCAAAGCCUAAGCAACCAUUUUGCAAAGUACUUGCACUCUGCUUUUGACAACCAUUUAAAGCUGCUUGUUGCAUGUUAUGCUUACCUCACCUCACUAUCUAAUACCAGCUUCUGUUGCAUGCCUCUUCCCCCCCCAUCUAAUUCUAACUACCCAAUAUCCCCUCCCAUAUGGUUCCAUUCGUCAAAUAACAAUCUCCUCCCCAUAAUGAAAUUAUUGUGACAAUCUUUGCUUUACCCUUAACCCAAACUGCUGAUUUGCACACUUUGCCUCCACAGCGUUGCUUGGCCUGAGUUUUUUUUUUGGUGCUGUGGUUGUUGUUCCAGAUCUCAAGAUCUACAGUCUCUCUUUUGUCCUUUGCUUCAUACCAGUGACAUGGACAAUAGUUGAAAUCCUAGGAGACACUAGUAUGCUUGACAACAUGAAAAACUACAUGGAGGUCAAGGAGCAUGAGAAAGGGUAAUGCACCUUUAACACAAUUGCAUGAGAAAACAAUUGUUGUUAUGGUUAAGCCUCUUUUGAUACCCAUGUCUGAAAACUAGAAAGUUUAAAUGGUGGAAGAAAAGGAAGGACAAUUGGUACAAAUGUUUCAAUCUCUUCAUUUUGGAACAAUGUUUUGAUGUCUCUAGAUUAACCACAGGCACAUUAGAAUGUAAUCUUUCGAAGUAUGGUC
Molecule: messenger RNA, 5297 nt
Organism: Hypanus sabinus (Atlantic stingray)
Lineage: Eukaryota; Metazoa; Chordata; Chondrichthyes; Myliobatiformes; Dasyatidae
Gene: lrrc45
Product: leucine rich repeat containing 45
Exons: 18
Coding region: 201-2228 (675 amino acids)
Cellular component (GO): centrosome
Molecular function (GO): protein binding
Source: RefSeq, a predicted model, not a curated record